This is a messenger RNA of Mya arenaria, 7742 nucleotides long. Its product is annotated as RUN and FYVE domain-containing protein 2-like. Gene Ontology annotation, molecular function: metal ion binding. The record is from RefSeq and is a predicted model, not a curated record. Gene Ontology annotation, cellular component: cytoplasm. The coding region runs from base 5550 to 7484 and encodes 644 amino acids. Lineage: Eukaryota; Metazoa; Mollusca; Bivalvia; Myida; Myidae. The transcript is spliced from 16 exons.
GUAAGUGCUAGUUUCAGACGUUUUUAUAUCAUUAGUAACAUACAGUCACUGAAAUAACUGUAGACAUGGUCCACUUAAAUUGACAAUCAACAAGUCUGAAGUCCACUUCAUUGAACAAUUUAUAAUAGAGUUAUCCCAGUGUGAAGAAUCUUUUUCCCAGAUUGGUGAAUUUUAGGCACCUGUAUCUUCUUAUAAAUUACAAAAAGAUUGAUGGACACCUUAAAAAGCAAUAAGAAUAACUUUAACAGACUUCAUGAACCACUCACAUAAAAUUUGAUAUUUUGUUUAAGGCUUUUUUGUUGCACAUAAUUUUUCCGGUCAAAUCAAUCAAAAACACAGUUUUUGUUUCUGUGAAUACAUGUGAAAGUAAUGGUAGCAAAGCCAAAUUUGUUCAGCUCAGAUUAUAUUUCAGACUCUUCAAUAUUUAUGUUGGACAUAUUUAUUCCUCCGAAAAGGCGGACACUUGUGGCAUAACAGGGAUACAUAUUGAGUGUCAAAAUAAUUUAAAAGUAUCCAUAAACUCUCAUUAGUUUGGCUACUUGUAGAAACUACUGUGGAAGACAGUGUUCAUUUACAACUUGCAAAAUGUACACGUACCAAUUUAUAUACUAAUAUGUACACUAAAUUAUAACCUGCCUUUGUCUUGUUAAUGUCAAUGACUUAUACUCAUAAUUUAAAUGCUUGAAAUUCUAGUUUAUUUGAAUGACCUUUAUUUAUAUCUCCUUAGUGCAAUAAAUCAAUAACUGCAUAUAGAAAUAGAAGCAGAUAUUGGGUUCUUGCACUAAGGUGACAUGAUAUUGGUUGAGAUCCCGCAGGUAACUGUUAGGAGGGAGGGUCAAGCUGGUAAUAAACACGUCCAGGAAAGUUCUAACACAUACUGCAAUCUGUGAAUUUACAGAUUGAGCACUGCCGUAUCAAUUUCCUUGACUUCAUAAACAUUUUCAUUUUUAUAUAUCCAUUUCAUGUACAUUUGUUUCAUUUAUAACUCAUCUGUAAUUGAUAAUUGGACUAAGAUAUUGAUUAAGAUGCAUUUCUGUGUUUGACUGAAAGUGACAACAUACACAUGUAAGCUACUGUACUUUGGCUUAUAAAUCAAACUCCAAUCAUAUUAAACCAUACCAAACUCUUUAAUUAUUGGUCCGAAAAGACUAAUUGUUAAAUUAUACUGCAAUGAAAUGAUGUUUUCAAAUACAAACAUCAAAAAACUAUAAAGUUCAAAUAUAGACCAAAAAAUGCCAAUGAUCCAAAAAGGCUGUAUACUUGUAGCACAAUUCUGGAAUUAUUGCUAGUCUAAUGGACACAUUUCUAGUUCUUGUGAAUGUUCAGUCUGUUCUACAAAUGGCAAGUCAAACUAAUUCUUUACAUGUAACCGUUUGUUAGCCACGUUUUCACAGUGAAACCCAAUUAUUAGAAUGACGUUCGUCGUUGUUUCUGGCGGCUGGGUGGGUGGCCUCAAACUCACCUUUGAAACUAAAUAUUCUUAGUUAGGUUGGACAUAUCAUGACCAAACUUUGUGUAGAGGAAGAGAUUAAGCAUACCUUUCAUGGGAUUUUCUUUGGGGGUCAAGGUCACUGUUACUUUUUCUGUUUCUGUGUUUUUUUCUUCUGUAAUUAUCAUGGUACAUUGUUAGAUAGUCUCACAGUUCACAAAAUAUUUGGUAAAAUCUAAAAUAAAAGGCCACAUCAGGUUGAGAUUCACCACACCUACAUUUGACUGCUCAUAAAUGUAAACAAUGUUUACUUUUUAAGCGACCACUACUUUAUUUUUUACAAAAAAAGAAGAAAAGAUGCUGAACAGUCAUAAAGAGUGAAUAUUUUGUGGGAGUUUUUGUUUAACUAUCAUUUAUAAGGGAGAAUUGUAGCCUGGCAGCCAAAUGGGGUAUUUAAGCCAAGCCUUGCAUGGCAGUUUAAAGAAAUAGUGUUUUUUUCAUAUGUUGGUAUCCAAUACCUUUUGUAGCUGUUACUUUGUCAUGCACUGUGUGUGAAGAACACAUAUCCAGACUGUAACUUAAUAAUUUAAAGUUCAUGUGUUGCGUGCCAGACCCACAUCACUUCCUUUAAGGUCAAGGUCACUCUUUAUAGGUUAAUCAUUAUGGAAUGCUGUGUAUAUGCACAUACAGUAUAGGUGAUUGUGUCUGGGCUGUAACUUUGUUAUGAAUGUUGUUGUUUUUAAUUAACAGGGCACAAAUCUUAGUUCAUCACUUAGUGCAUAUCAGGAAAUUGAUCUGUCUGGCAUAUUGUGCCAUCAGCAGUCUGUCAGUUAAUCUGUGCUUGUGGUUGUAAGUCAGUUCUCCAGCCAGAAUUUGAAAAGGGCAGGGUGGAUUUUGAAAAGGGCAAGCUACACGAGUCACGUAGGGGCGAAUGGGUGUUGGUGUGUGUGUGUGGGAGGGGCCCACCCCUGUCAAAGGGGGGGGGGGGUCUAGAUUUUUUUUUUCAUACUCAAUUUAAAGUCUCAAUUAUGAGACAGCGGAUUAAGAGCUGCCUAUCUUUCGUGAUGAAAUCAAUAGUGAAAAGGGCUCUAAUAAGAUAGAACAGGGAUGUGAUUUGUCCGCGGAUUCGCGGAAUUCCGCGGAUCUAAUGAUAUUCCAAUUUGCCAGGCGCGUAGGAGCUGGGGCCGCGGUCGCGGCCCCAAUGUUCUGGCUAGUAACGGCAAUGGGGCCCCGAAUAUUUAAUACCGAUUUUCUUAAUAAUCGCAUUUUAAAUAAAGCUUCGCGCAUAUAGAUCAAUACCAGUCUGACACGAUAUUGAAUAAACAGGUCACCAUGUCAUAAUUAAACAUGUGACCAUCUAGCUAAUUGGCGUGUGAAUGGCGUGAAAACAUUCCGGGCAGAUUAUUAAAGUGGAAGAAGAGGCAAUAAGACAAUACGGUAAUUAUUUGUAUCGUUUUUGGUCUUUCAAAAAAUGUAGUUUAUUGUGAAAAUUGCAAUUACUCAUUAAAAAUGAAUUGUCAUGAAAUAGCCAGCAAUAUGUAUUAUUUCAAACUGGUCACAUAAAAGUUUGACUUUAAAAUGGACGUUCCAAAUCAGCCUAUAAGUUUUAAAUUUCCGAAGAGAUGUUUGGCACUAAGGAAACUGAACACAUGGCAUUCAACUCGCAAUGGUUCCGAAGUCACUCAUGGCUUUACUAUGAAGAAGUAAACUGCGCUAAUUUGUUAUUUAACAUACAUUGUGAGACUGCACAAAUAGGAAUAAAUGCUACUAAACGAUAAUAGUUUUAUAUCUUUGAACUAUUUUAACCGAAAAAGGUUUAGAUAAAAACACUAAAAUAAAACCUGAACUCACUGGAAAUUGAGUCUUUCAAUGCCUAAAAUUGAAAAAAAAAUCGACGGUAGGGGACACCCCUCCCGUGCCCACCCGUUCCGCGGCCCCAAUGUCAAUUUCUUUCCUACGCGCCUGUUUGCUUCAAAUUAAAGUCAGAUGAACCCUCAAAAGAGCUUCUGAAAAGCCAGUUUUUCUUCUACGGCAGUGUGCUUUUAACCCCAUAAGUGCCCCAAGAACUCAUGGCUGAAAUGGCUUCAGCCCUCCAGCUGCCAGGUCAAUCACAUCCCUGCAGAAGCAGCUAAAAGAGCAUCUGUGAAAAAGGCUCUACCGAAAAAGGGGGCAGGGCGGUAAGAAAAGGGGCAGGGUUGGACCGCCCUCUAAAAAUGGGCUAGGUGGAGUUAUACCUACUUUUGAUUUUCAAUUUGUUCUUUUUUGUUGCAAGGAAAUGUCAACAACAUUUAAACCUGUUUUCAAGUUGAUAUUUGGAAAAACAUUCAAAUGGGUGAAUUAUAAUUUGUGUGUAAAUGAGAUUUUAUACAAGAAUAUUGAUCAGAACCUUUAAUUGGUUGUAUAAAAUUAUUGUAUAUUUAAAAGAUGUUCAAUUGUUGGGACUUUAUUUUAGCCAAUCAGACUUAAGAUAGUUUUAUGCUCUGAAGGUAGGCAUAUAGUAGUCACAUCUUAUUGUGUUCAUCUGUCCAUUACAAUUAUGUCUCAGCUGUAACAUACUUAAGUUUAGUCAAAUUAUGAUCAAAUUCACAUAAAUGUUCAACAACAUGGGAAGGUGUUUUGCGUUUAGCCCUUCAGGGUCAAGGUCACACUUAGAGGUCAGUUGACUUAUUAUUCAUUCUGAUAAUGCCAAAUUGGAUGACAGCUUUUGUUAGGUUCUAAUAUCUUAUACAGUACAAACACAAUGAAAGAGAAACAAAAACGAUUUUUGCAAACAACAGUCCUUCAUUUAACUAAUAGUGAUUAAUUUAUUGUACUAUUAUGACACUAUUCAGCACAGAUCAUUAGUAUGUUCUUGUCAUUAUUCAUUUUGAUAUUACACCAGAAAUGCAGAAUCACUUAUAUUAGCCAUACUGCUGCUUUCUACACUUUGAUAUUAUUAUUGAUCGACUAGGUUACAGAGGCUGAAAUGCCUUGUUAUGCAUAAAUUCCAGGCAUUGAUUAUUCUGGAAAUUCCCAGCCACAAUCAAUAUGUCCAAUAUGGUUCUGGUGUGCUGCUCAGUUUGGGAAUUGUAAAUUACUGUUUAAUUCUGGUGUUUAGUCUCUGAUGUAUAGGAAUUCUUUAGAAAAAUAGGACAACAAAUGCCUUUUUGCCAUUUUGUUGUGGAGUUUAUGUGUGAAACUCUGGGAGUAAUGCCAGAAACACUCAUGAAUUGUGAUUUUUUCUGUCUGUGAAAGCAUUUGCUACCUACAAUUAUAGCAAAUAUUUGGAUAUUUUAAAGAUAUCUCAGAAUUGUAAAAGAGUAAAUAAGUACUAGAUUGGAUUAUUUACAAGAAACAUGCCACAGGAUUAGUAUGCUUUAUGUACAUACAAAUCUGACAUUGUAAUAAUUGAUGCAAUGUCUGUACACAGUGUUCACAUACAACUGUGUACAUCAAUUGAGCAUUCAGAGAAUGAAAACAUAGAAAAUGUUUAAUGAUCAUCAUUAACCAGAUUAUUACCAGAUUGUAAUUAUUGCCAUAUUAAAUUGGCUCUUUGGAACAUCAAAGUGAUUUACCAACAGUGGCUCUUUGCUGGCCAGGAUUUUUACCUGGGUUUAAAUUAGCAUAUAUUAAACUGAUGAACAAAGUAGAAAAUUUAACUGUUUUGUAUUGAAUUAUGAAUGAGAUUUACCACCAAUUGAACUAUUCACACAAGAGGAUGGUAUAAACGAUUUAUGGUUUGAGCUCCAUAGACCAAGUGUUACUGCAGAUUCAAGAUUUCCUGGAAUUAGAAUAAAUUGGACUUGUCAUGCAGAGUGUGUCUUAAAUGUUUGGUUUUCCAUUAUGAAAUGGUAUCCAUUAACAAUCCCAUUGGUGGAACAGAGUAUUGAUUUGAGUUUUGGAAUGUGGUAACAUGAGCUUUAUUGGUAAUUUCUUAAAUUUUAUAAGAUGCCAUCAGCUGCAUGACAAAUUGGAUUUGCAUGAAGCGAGCUGAUUUUGGUUUUGAAUAUCUGUUUCUGGAAUAUCUGUGUACAUAGAAAUUGUCUGUCCAUUUUAAAAUCAAUACGAGUCAGACAUAACAAAAACAGAGACGUUUGUCAAAUAAUUUCACUUCAAAUAAGAUUAUAUUGAAAAAAAAAAAAUGGCUGAAGAGACGAUAUAUUUAUGUAAGUUCCGAGUGUCUGUUGACGGAGACUGGCUUUGCCUGAGGGAGCUGAGUGAUGUUCAGUUUGAAAUGCCCCCAUCGUUGAGUAACUCCAUGAUUGAGGACGAUGAUCGAGACCCAAAAACAAUUGAGCGAGCAAAUUUACUAAAUGUAGCCAAAUUGAUAAUAAAGGAGUUAAUAGACUCUUCAAUGGCACAUGGGCGCAUGUUAGAUGAUGACCACGAGCCCUUACAGCAGUUCUUUAUUGUACUGGAGCACAUCUUAAGACAUGGCCUCAGGCCAAAAAAGAGUAUACUGCGGGACAGGCGUGACUUUUGGUGUGUACUGGAGCUGGUGGAAAAGUUUGUGCCUGAGGCCGCCGAGAUUACAGCAACAGUCAGGGACAUGCCUCGCCUCAAGACGCCACUUGGCAAGGCGAGAGCGUGGUUACGACUAUCGGCCAUGCAGAAAACACUUGCAGACUAUUUCAAAGUCCUCAUUGAGAAAAGGGACAUGGUUUUAACUGAGUAUUAUGAGCCUGGUGCGAUGUUAAUAGAGGACGAGGGUACAGUGGUUGCCGGCCUGCUGGUUGGGCUCAAUGUUAUAGACUGUAACCUUGGCAUCAAAGACGAAAACCUAGACACACCGAUGGGUGUGGUAGACUUCAGUUUGUAUCUCAAGGACACACGAUUGGAUGAAUCUGACCCUGAGGCUGAAAGUACUGCAAUGCAAGAGAAAAUGCAGACAAUUCUAGACCAGAAAAAUUACUUGGAGGAACUAAAUCGGCACCUUAACACAACAGUGGCAAACUUGCAACAGAAAUUAGAAAUGGCCAGUACAACCAAUGCAUUAAUGAAAGAAGACCUUGCUAUAGCCAAAAAUGAAAUUAUAGAACUAAAAGAGGAGAAAGAUGUCGCUGAAUCUCAGCGUGACACCAUUCUACACGUACACAAGCAUCAUAUUGAGGAAUCAAAGAAGGACAUCGAUGUUGAGCGCCAGACGUACCAGCAGUCGAGGGCGGGUCUGGACGAGAUGUAUGCCGAUGUGAAGAAAAGACUAGACGAGGAAAUACAACUCAGACUCGACGUUGAGAAGGAGAUGGAGCUGCAGAUCAGCAUGAAGCAGGAGAUAGAGAUGGCCCUGCAGUUGCUUGAAAAGGACAUUCAUGAGAAGCAGGACACCAUCAUCGGCCUGCGCAAACAACUAGAGGACGUCAAAAACAUCAACCUCCAGAUGUACGAUAUACUAGAGCACUGUGAUACUUCCCUAAAACACAAAACUGAGAUGGUCAGUAAACUGGAGGAGAAGACCAAUCAUCUUGUAUCCGUUCUCAAGGAAAAUGAGAAAAAACUGAAACAAUGUGAGAGUGACAAGAAUGCAGCAGAAGAAACUGCCCGAAAGCUCGGCCAAACCCUCGCGGAUAAAGAUGCCAAAAGAACAGCAUUGGAGACCGACCUGAGGAUUGAACGAGAGUGGCGCGGAAAUCUGCAGAAAAAUCUCGAUACAGAGAAGGCCAAAUAUACAGCGCAACAGAAGGAGCUUCAGCAGCUCCGGCAGGUUGAGCAAGCCCACGAGACACUUCAAAGGGAAUACAGGCAGUUACAGCGCACGUGUGAAGAACAGGAAAAGACUCUGGCCGAACUUGGCUCACAUCUUAGCGAGUCUAAGCUUCGAGUGGAAGAUUUGCGCGAGCUACAGCAGGUGAACAAGGAGGCCACAUGGGCUAGCGACAAGGAGGUGACCAACUGUAAACAAUGUGAAAAGGCCUUCUCUGUAGCCAGGAGAAAGCACCACUGCCGUAACUGUGGAGAGAUAUUCUGCGCGGAGUGUUCUGACAAUAAAAUGCCUCACCCUUCCUCAUCCAAACCGGUGCGAGUUUGUGAUUCCUGUCAUGAAAUACUUCUUCAGAGAUACUCAGCUGGUGGGAACUAGUGCAAUACUUAUAUAUGAUAUACAUUACCUGUAUACAUAAGUGCUUUUAAGUCGUUCAUCCAAGCCCGGUUUAAGUUUUGUUGCCUUCACAGUCUGUAUAAUAAAUAAUACAGUCUUCACGCUGUGCAAGAAGCUAAUAUAAGGGUUUGGAAUUUAUAAAGGACCAAUAACUUCUCUUAUUAAAGCAGUAUCAUUUACUGUCCAUUUCUAAUGUAUUGAUUAUGUAUAAAAAUCAUGUAAUAAAAUAUUUUAAUUCAA